Zingiber officinale is the source of this 904-nucleotide messenger RNA. RefSeq names its product oxygen-evolving enhancer protein 3, chloroplastic-like. The record is from RefSeq and is a predicted model, not a curated record. The transcript is spliced from 3 exons. Gene Ontology annotation, biological process: photosynthetic electron transport chain; photosynthesis. NCBI's taxonomy places the organism in Eukaryota, Viridiplantae, Streptophyta, Magnoliopsida, Zingiberales, Zingiberaceae. Gene Ontology annotation, cellular component: extrinsic component of membrane; chloroplast; photosystem II. Gene Ontology annotation, molecular function: calcium ion binding. Bases 43 to 759 code for a protein of 238 amino acids.
GCUGUCGCCCCAUUCGUCUCCCGUCCACAAGACACGACAGAGAUGGCGCAGGCGAUGGCUUCCAUGGCGGGCUUACGGGCUUCGUCGCAGGCGCUGCUCGAGGGGAGCCUUCAGGUGAGCGGCUCGAGCAGGCUAUCCAUCCCCGGCGGGAGCCGCGUGGCUAUCGCGCGGCCUGGGUUCGUCGUCCGAGCCCAGCAGCAAGUUCCGUCCGAGGGAGACGCCGCCGCCGCCGCCGUCCAGAGCGGCCGCCGCACCGUGCUUGGACUCGUGGCUGCAGGAAUCGCCGGAGCUUCCUUCACCAAGGACGUGCUCGCCGUCAAGUCCAUCAAAAUCGGACCGCCGCCUCCGCCCUCUGGCGGCCUCCCCGGGACCAAAAACUCCGAUGAGCCGCGAGAAGUGGACCGACCACUGAAGGAGAGAUUCUAUAUUCAACCUCUACCUCCAACUGCAGCAGCUGCAAGGGCGAAAGACUCGGCCAAGGAUAUCAUUAAUGUUAAGCCAUUGAUCGAUAAGAAGGAAUGGCCCUAUGUUAUGAACGAUCUCCGCCUCAAGGCAGGAAUUUUGCGUUUUGAUCUUAACACCGUCAUCUCUGCAAAAUCAAAGGAGGAGAAGAAGCUGCUUAAGGAUCUCACUGGAAAGCUCUUUGCAGCCAUCGAUGGGCUUGAUCAUGCUGCAAAGAUCAAGAGCACUCCAGAAGCUGAGAAAUAUUAUGCAACCACCAAAACUCUCCUUGAUGAUGUCCUCUCCAAGUUGGGCUAGACCGCUGGAGGUCAAUCUUGUUCUUCUGUUUGGUACAAUCUCUGUGAAUUCCUUCCUGGUGAACCAGUCAUGGAUGUAAUUUCUAGCAACUAAGAUUAUGAAUGCUGGCUACUGAUAAGAUUUUGAUGCUUUUAUGAGAUUCUCA